This is a messenger RNA of Aspergillus glaucus CBS 516.65, 460 nucleotides long. RefSeq lists its product as uncharacterized. Bases 33 to 305 code for a protein of 90 amino acids. NCBI's taxonomy places the organism in Eukaryota, Fungi, Ascomycota, Eurotiomycetes, Eurotiales, Aspergillaceae. The record is from RefSeq and is a predicted model, not a curated record. The transcript has 5 exons.
AGCAAAAACAAGCUAAAGAAAUCCUCGCCAAAAUGACCGACUAUGUUCAAUAUAAACUCCAAAUCCGCUACGAAAACUACGACGCCUACGAGAAAUACGACGAAGACAUCCAAGACAUACUCGAAUCAAAAUACGGCGAACUAGGCGCUACGCAUAUCCAACAGUGUUAUGUGAGUCCGAGUAUCCGUUUACUCCUGGUUACUAGCUUCGAGGCACCGGACGGUAUAUUGAGUGAACUGAGGAGUGUGAAGCUGGGGGAGGGUAUUGCUACUGAUGUUCAGAUGGUGGAAUAUAGAAGGCGUUGAUUUGGGAAGUAUCCUCACAUGUAUCUACACUUCUCUGGAUAAAGCGAUAUCAAAUAGAAGAAACUUGACACCAUUAAAGAAGGGCUUCAGAUCUGGUGCUUAGAGUUCCACAAGUACCCAAUUAUGAAGUGACGAUUUUCUGCAUGAUACGUAGC